This is a messenger RNA of Arachis stenosperma, 1806 nucleotides long. RefSeq names its product protein NRT1/ PTR FAMILY 7.1-like. The transcript has 4 exons. Lineage: Eukaryota; Viridiplantae; Streptophyta; Magnoliopsida; Fabales; Fabaceae. Gene Ontology annotation, biological process: transmembrane transport. The record is from RefSeq and is a predicted model, not a curated record. Gene Ontology annotation, molecular function: transmembrane transporter activity. Gene Ontology annotation, cellular component: membrane. Bases 1 to 1806 code for a protein of 601 amino acids.
AUGGAACCAGGAGUUGCUGCUCCAUUCAGUGUUGCCUCCUCCAACAAUGUUGAAGAGAUCGAGAUAAGUGCAGCAGUAAAUGGAAGCAGCGGGGAAGAGACAGCUGGCGAAAAUGAAGGGAAAGGGGAGACUCCAGCAGGAGGGUGGAAAACUGCUUGGAUAUUGCUUGCGAAUCAAGCACUGGCGACGCUGGCCUUCUUUGGAGUGGGAGUGAACUUGGUUCUGUUCCUAACGAGAGUGCUGAGACAGGACAGUGCGGACGCCGCAAACAAUGUGAGCAAGUGGACAGGAACGGUGUACAUAUGCUCACUCAUAGGCGCAUUCCUGAGUGAUUCCUACUGGGGUCGAUACAGAACGUGCGCUGUCUUUCAAGUCAUCUUUGUAGCGGGUUUGGGGCUCCUGUCUUUCACGUCCAGGAGAUUCUUGAUCAAGCCGGCUGGCUGCGGAGACGAGAAAACAGAAUGCAGGCAGCCCUCCUCAACGGGAGUCUCCAUCUUCUAUGUGUCCAUAUACAUGGUGGCACUCGGUUACGGAGGCCACCAGCCCACCCUCGCAACCUUUGGUGCAGACCAGUUCGAUGGCAAGAAACAAGAUCAGAGCCGCUCAAGAGAGGCCUUCUUCUGUUACUUCUACUUCGCCCUCAACUUCGGCUCCCUCUUCUCCAACACCAUCCUCGUCUACUUUGAGAAUUCAGGCAUGUGGACAAUGGGAUUCCUCGUCUCCUUGGUCUCUGCCCUUCUUGCCUUGCUUUCCUUCGUCGCCGGUUAUCGCAAAUACAGAUACGUUGACCCCUGUGGCAACCCUGUCGUAAGGGUUGCACAGGUCUUCGUCGCUUCCACUAGGAAGUGGAAGCUUCAUCCCGCCAAAGCAGAUCAACUCCACGAGGUCGAUGGUCCAGAGUCUGCCAUCAAAGGGAGUAGAAAGAUCAUGCACAGCCAAGAUUUUGCAUUCAUGGACAGGGCAGCAACAAAAACGCCGAGGGAUGAAAACGAAGUAAAGAAUCACUGGCGGCUCUGCACUGUAACUCAGGUUGAGGAAGCCAAAUGCGUGUUGAGAAUGUUACCGGUUUGGCUAUGCACCAUUAUUUACUCUGUUGUGUUCACCCAAAUGGCAUCUCUUUUUGUGGAGCAAGGGGAUGUCAUGCACAACAAGAUAGGAAAGUUUCAGUUGCCAGCAGCCAGCAUGUCGGUCUUUGAUAUCACCAGCGUCCUGCUAUGCACCGGAAUUUAUCGCCAAUUUCUGGUCCCGUUGGCCGGGAGAUUGAGCGGUAACCCCAAGGGACUGACUGAGCUUCAGAGAAUGGGAGUUGGCCUAAUCAUUGGAAUGCUAUCAAUGGUUGCAGCUGGUAUCACAGAGAUAGAAAGGCUCAAACGUGUGAUUCCUGGGGAGAAGACCAGUUCUCUAAGCAUAUUCUGCCAGAUCCCACAGUAUGUUCUGGUUGGUGCCUCAGAGGUUUUCAUGUACGUGGGUCAAUUGGACUUUUUCAAUGGGCAAGCCCCAGACGGGAUUAAGAGCUUUGGGAGCUCACUCUGCAUGGCUUCAAUUUCUCUUGGAAACUAUAUCAGCAGCAUGCUGAUCUUGAUCGUAAUGGAUAUCACUGCAAAAGGGGAGAGGCCAGGCUGGAUUCCCAACAACCUCAAUGAUGGCCACAUGGAUAGGUGGUUCUUCCUCCUUGCGGUGCUCACUGCUUUGGACUUUCUCCUCUACUUGUUCUGUUCUCGCUGGUACAAAGGCAUCAACCUUGAAGAAACCACCGAAAUGCAAGUCCAACAACACGAGGAUCUUCAAGUGGUUUCUAAAGUUUGA